Ruditapes philippinarum (Manila clam) is the source of this 5384-nucleotide messenger RNA. Its product is annotated as thioredoxin domain-containing protein 5-like. Bases 85 to 1314 code for a protein of 409 amino acids. Gene Ontology annotation, cellular component: endoplasmic reticulum. Lineage: Eukaryota; Metazoa; Mollusca; Bivalvia; Venerida; Veneridae. Gene Ontology annotation, molecular function: protein disulfide isomerase activity. Gene Ontology annotation, biological process: protein folding. The transcript is spliced from 9 exons. The record is from RefSeq and is a predicted model, not a curated record.
UUCUUCGGAUUUUUCGGUUCGUUACUUGUAAUUGUACACGUUACUUUCACAUUGUGUUACCUGCUCGUAACGUUUAUUGACAAGAUGCAGAAUUUUAUUUUCGGUUUUAUUUUAGUCAUUUGUCUAAUCGGAUUGGCUGUUUCAGAUGAGCAUGGUGAAAAUGCAGUAUCGUUCACAAAGCAAACGUUUAACGAAGCCAUUGCAAAUGAAGAAAUUCUGUUUGUAAUGUUUUAUGCUCCCUGGUGCGGCCAUUGUAAACGACUUGCGCCAACUUGGGAUGAUCUUGCAAAGGAAUUCAAUAUAGAUGAACGUAAAGUAACCAUUGGAAAGGUUGACUGUACAAAGGAAACAGAUCUAUGCAGCGAUCAUUUGGUUCGUGGAUACCCAACAGUGAAGUGGUUUCACAGAAGCAGUCUUGGUAUAAAAUAUGGAAACGAUCGAUCAGUGGAGGCUUUUAAGACGUUUAUUGCAGAUGCCUUGUCCAAGGGCGAAGGUCUGAACUUGAACCAAAAACUCGAGCAACCGGUUCCGGAGAAGAAGGAAGAAGAGAAAGAACCAGAAAUUGUAGUAACCGACGGCUUGUACGAUCUUAGCGAUGCCACGUUCUCUAGUCAUGUUGCCACUGGACAUCAUUUUAUCAAAUUCUUUGCUCCAUGGUGUGGACACUGUAAAAGAAUGGCACCAACUUGGGAACAACUUGCUAGUCAGUAUGUAGACAACGAUAAAGUCAAAGUUGGAAAGGUUGAUUGCACUCAGAAUAAGAUGACAUGCACUAAAUAUGGUAUCCGUGGAUACCCCACUAUACUCUGGUUCACAAAUGGUGAAAAGAGUGAAGAUUAUAGAGGUCAGAGGUCAAUUGAAGAACUGACAAACUUUGUAACAAAAAUGACAAGUGUUGAGUCGGAGACCGCCAAGACAUCUAAAGACGGGAAAGUUCCGGAUAUUUUGAGAGACGAACCAGAAGUUGGAGUUGUGUCUUUGAAUGAUGAUGAUUUUAAAGAAUCUGUAUCAGAAGAUUUUACACUAGCUGUAUUUGACAAUGAUGAUAAGCGUAUUGAAGCUGUCAUGCCAACAUUAAAGAAGCUCGCAGAACGUUAUGUCACCAAACCAGAACUAUUAGUGGCAACAGUUGAUUGUAAGAAGAAUGGAAAUACUUGUAAAAAUCAGGACGCCAACGGACCUUAUCCACAGUAUAAAUUAUAUCACAAUGGAGCGGCCAUUAUAUCAUAUCAAGGAGAGAAGACAGUUGUUGCCAUGGAAACCUACAUUAACGAAAUGAUGAAGAAAUACGGAAAAGAUCAUGAUGAAUUAUAAUAGAUGUGUAUCUUAGGUUAAAUUAUGAUCGAAAUGUCAUCCAAAAUUGUCAUCAUUUAUUGUUACAUAAAUAUCUUAAAUGGACUUGUCCAUUAUUUAUUUUGGAAAUUUUCAAAAUAUUUACAUACUGAAUAGCAAAUAUUAUAAAAACAUAUCGCUCUAUGAUAUGUUACAUAUAUAUAUAUAUAUUAAAGAGAGAAAAGUUAUUUUUGUAUGAAGUUACUCCCCUUGUUAUGACAGCAUUUAUUUUAACCCUAACCGUUCUAUAGCUCGUCCAGUCGGUCAAUAAAAUUAAAUAAUGGGGACAGUUUUGGAUUUCAUUUUUAAUUUCUUUUUUUCCAGAUAUAUAUAUAUAUAUAUUAAAUGUGUAAUAUAUAUUUUUUAUGUAAAUAAUUUAAUCAGCUUGUGAAAAUAGUAAGUAUUUCAAGAAAGUUGACCAAGCUUACAUGAAUUGAUACAAUUUUGAAUAAAUUUCGAGUCAAUUAACAAUAAUUGAAAUUUAUAUUUUAAAGGCCUACAUAUUGAAAAUACUGAAUGUACAUGUAAUGAUCAAUGGGAGUAUUUUCUUGAACAAUGGAAUACCAUCUUUCUGUGAUAUAUCAAACAUAUUUUUGUAACAUUAUUGUCUAUUUUUCAUUGUGUAUUGAUGCAAUUUCAAAUACUCAACAUUUAUUUUCACAGCUCAUAAUGUCCUUUAGCAUAAUAUUAUAAAGUACCUUAAAUUUUCUCAAAGGCUAUGUACCUAUAACUUUCUGAAGGUCUAUGUACCUAUAACUUUCUUAGAGGCUAUGUACCUAUAACUUUCUUAAAGGCACAUUAAACCUCAAACAUGCUAUUAUUUUUAUUUUUCAAAAGCUUUUAUUUCUGGUGCUAGGUUACAGUUUCCAAAAAGUUACUCAUGAUUUACCAUAAUGGUGAAACAUCUUUUGUUCAUUUUGUGUUUAAGCAAUGAGUAUAGUUAUAGUGACUUAGUAUUUUGUACGGAAGUUGAAAUGCCACUUUGUUUACAUUCUCUUACCUUUGUGACAAAUAUUUUUACAUUUAGCACCCUUCCCUUCUUUCAGACGAUAAGCAUGUUCUAAAUCAAUAAACAACAAUAUAAAAAAAACCUGUUUGCCCUUUCUUCAAAAUGGAAACUUUAUUAAUUCCUGAGGAAUAAUGUGCCUUUAAGCAAAACUUGAGUGUAACAUGAUUAUUUUAUCUAAAGAAUAAAGUCUGGUCAUUUAUGCUCCUCUAAUUACACAUACUAAUAUUUAGUUGAUAAUCUUAAAGAUUAAAGAAACUUGACAUUGCAAACCAGUCAUAUAUGGCUGAAGAAGCUGGCAAUAUGAAUGGAUAUAUUUAAUCAAAAGUUCUAUCAUAUAUACAUCGAAAAGUUUUCAUGCGCUUUUUUUUACUGUAUUUAAAGAUCUGACAGUUAAUGGCUUUUUGAGAUUCAUUCAUUUUCUAAAUUUUUAGUUGGAUACUGUUUAUCUGUGAAUAUACAAUUGUUACAUCUUUGUUAAGAUUUUUGCUUUUUGUUGUUUAUAGUGCCUUACAAAUAUAUCUUUUUUGUUACAAGUUCAAAUAUUGUACGAAAGGGUCACCUAUUUUUUGUACUUGAAAAUGAGUAAAUAUUUUAUGAAAUAUGAUAAACUUGUGAGAUGAAAUAUUUUAAUCCAUUAUAGAAGUGUUGGGUUGAUGGAAUGUAACUUUUCAUAUAUUUCAAUCUUAAAAUAAAGCACUCUUUUGAGUUUAAAAUAGUUUCUUUUUAAAGUGAUUUUGGGUUGAUUGCAAUGAUAUAGAAUGAUAAUCAAUCAGAGCUCGUCAAUAUUUUUUUAAGUUGGGAGGGUAAUAAUCUAACCACUUACAAGUAAAUGACCAGUGUUUGAUAAGAACUUUUAUUUAAGGUUGUCAAUCUUUUAUUUUGUACUAAAUCUUGUAUUUUAUAUUCAUAUAUGUGAAGUGUUAAAGAUUUUCAUAUGAAAGAUACUGUAUGAAUGGUGUUAAUUGCUACAUAUAUGUUUUUUUGUUUAUUUAAACAAAUGUUUUCAGUAGCAUAAUAUUACAUAUGUAUGUUGCUAUUUUGCAUAUUUUUGUGGGUAUGUGUAAGUUUUUUUUUGGUUUUUCGUUUUGUUUUUUCUUCAAAUUUUGUCAGUAUAUUAAAAGGUUCCAAUGAUCUUGCAAAUCCAUAUGAUUUCUAAUACAGUUUACUGCACUUAUAACAAUAUCGCUGAUAACGAUAUUACCAGCUCAUUUUCAUAUUGGUUGCCUCUCGGACACAACAAUAUAAAUUUGUGGUCCCUUUAAAUAUUGUUUUAAGUGGAGAUUACUUUAUGUCUGAUCUGAAAUUUGCAUAGUUUAUCAUUUUGUAUGGCAAUUUAUUUACGUCAUAUACAGUUUCUAGUGUCACUGUGCUGAAAGAUGAGUGGCUGAGUGGGUAAAGUCAUUAUUUUGCAGAACUUUGCCCCUCACCACUGUUGUCUUGAAUCUUGCCAGUGACUACGACAUCUUUUAUUUGAGGAUUCUAUCCAGCUAGCUUAUGGAAGGCUGGUGGUUCUGCUGAAAUAAUACACAAAGGGGAACCCGAGGUCUUCCCCAGUUAAUUAAGUUUGAAAGUCGCUAUGUAACCUGUAGUGUGACUUCGACAAAUUGUCAAACAGACUCAUGCUUGUAUGUGAUGCCUGUAUCUCGAUAACAUAUGUAUUAUUUAUGCAAACAUUCUUCUUUUUGUUCCUUUAUACAUAUCAGUAUGUUGUCAAAUUUCAUUUUUUAAAUAACAAAAAAUAACCCAAUUCUUGUUUGCCUAAUGUUGCAAAGAAGAAAAAAAGAAAUUUAUGAUGUAUCUUAUAGCUUAGUAAUCAUCAGUAGAAAAGUGGAAAGAGAAGUAUUAUUGCAAUGCUUAUAUUUAGCAUAACAAAUGAGUCUUAUUGUACAUAGCAAAUUUUUCUUUGAUCUAACAGUAGUAGCAUUCGGAUAGUGAAAACUAAAAAUCUUUCGCUGUCCGUCUGCUACUACUUCUAACUUUCCAAUUAAUUUUUGUUGACAUUGUAGUAAUCUCAAAUAAGUUCUUAUUUUUGCAUGAAACUGUACCUCAUUUCAUUUUAUAUUUAGGCCAGUAUAAAAUAUAUAGGGGGAAAAUACCUCGUUGUUUCAGCUUAUUCAUUGGUUUAUCUCUUAACACUCUUAAUAUCUUAGACUUAUCCAUCUUUUAAUUUAGACAAAACUAUUCAUCACUUUUAGGGUAAAUUUUCAAAAUGUCCACUGAAUGAAAAGUAAUCGGACUCGGUGCCGACUUCGAUCAGGACGCCCUAAUGAGCUAAUUGAUCCUGGUCUGUCCUGGUGGCAUGGGUAUCAGUAGGCAAAAGGUAAAGACAGUAUAAUCUCCAUUGGGAAACAAUAAUGUUGCGGAGAGAUUUUAUUCUAUAGGUUAAAUUCAUUCUUCACUCUUCUUAGUCCUACUUUUGGAAGAAAUAAUAGUUGUAAAGAGGGCGCUACUGCGAACGCAUAUUACACCGAGUUGCUCUGCAUUUAACCCUUGUUAAAUAUUUGAAAUGGACUUGGCUAAUCUUUUCAGACGAACUUUUAUAUUAUGCGCUAGUUAUAGUCGACAUGUUGGACAAAUUGUUCGGAUGGUGUGCAUCUUAAAGCAGCAUCAUAUAUAUGGUUUCUAAUGUUCCGAGUUCAUUUUAUAGAAUAUACAUGCAGAUUUUGGUCAGCACUGGUCAAAAAGACAAUCAGCUAUGCAGCAGUUUAUGGAAGGCAAAACUUGUUUCAAUAGUUAGAAUAAGGAUGACAAAAUUUAUUUAACCAUCGGCAACAUUAAAGCAAUAUGAAACAAAUUGGUCAAAGCUAAUGUUAAAAGAGAAUGAAUUAUUUUGUACUGGCCUUACUAGUAUCUGUAUGGUGCUAUAUAAGAUUUGCAAUGAUGUAUUUUUAAUUGCAAUUUAAUUUGAACAGUUAUUUAUAACAUAUUCUUCAUAUACAUGUACUUUUUUUUUCUUAUUUCUUUUAAUUUUCUUUUCUUUUUUCUCAAUUCAUUGAGAAAAUAAUCACGAGGGAUAUCUUUUUAUUAAAAUCAUCAAACAUUA